Messenger RNA from Phaeoacremonium minimum UCRPA7, 1434 nucleotides. Its product is annotated as putative 20s proteasome subunit alpha type 2 protein. The record is from RefSeq and is a predicted model, not a curated record. The coding region runs from base 1 to 1434 and encodes 477 amino acids. NCBI's taxonomy places the organism in Eukaryota, Fungi, Ascomycota, Sordariomycetes, Togniniales, Togniniaceae. The transcript has 4 exons.
AUGUGCCGAUUCCUGGUAUACAAGGGCAGCGACGAGAUCCUGCUGUCCAAGCUGAUCCUGGACCCUACGCACUCCAUUCUCAAGCAGUCUUUCGACUCGCGCCUCCGUCUGGACACGCGACGAGGCCAGAACAAUGCCGAUGGGUUCGGCAUCGGCUUCUACACCGACCCCAAGCUGGGCGCCGCUCCCUGCCUCUUCACCUCGACCAUCCCCGCCUGGAACUGCACCAACCUCCAGCGCAUCGCCAGCAAGACCGCCAGCCGGCUGAUCUUCGCUCACGUCAGAGCCACCACCGAGGGCACCUUGAGCGAGGAUAAUUGCCACCCCUUCUGUCAUGGCAGUCUGAUGUGGAUGCACAAUGGCGGCUUGGGAGGAUGGAAGCAUAUCAAGAGAAGACUGGGCGAGCGUCUCGCCGACAAGUGGUUCUUGGGGGUCGUGGGCGGCACAGACAGCGAGUGGGCAUUCGCCUUGUUCCUCGAUACUCUCGAGAGAAUGGGUUACGACCCGAGCUCCCAGCCAGAGAACGGGUUUGGGCCAACUGUUCUGCGAAAGGCUAUGCUCAAGACAAUCGCCAUCAUCAACGAGCUCAUCGAACAGAUUCCCGAAAGCGUCAUUCACGACCAGAACGUAGACACGCGCAGUUUGCUCAAUUUCGCCCUGACGGAUGGCCACAGCACUGUUUGCACAAGAUACAUCAGCAGCUCGACGGAUGAGGCGGCAAGCAUGUACUACUCGUCUGGGAGCCAGUGGGAGAAUCGGCCGUACGACGGUGACAACCGCAACUACCAGAUGGAGCGGCGGGACAAGGGUGCCGACGUUGUUCUGGUAGCUAGUGAGCCGCUGACGUUUGAAAGAGAGAACUGGGUCAAUGUCCCCACCAACUCGAUUUUAACUAUUCACGGCCAGACGGUCAUGGUUCACCCCAUUGUAGACCAAUUUUACCGCCGCAGCCCGUAUCACAAACGCUCUUCAGCGUUUGUACAAACGAAGGGACUUGCCACCAACGAAAAGUCUGCUGUUCCUACACGGAUCGGCAGCCCGUCGGCGUCUCUACUCGCGAAUGAGAUCGAGGCGCAGAAGAAGACGCUCACUCCGAGCAUCCCUUUCAGCAUGAUGCGCUCCCGGACACCCGAGUUAUCAAGUAUCUUGCCUCGUGGCCGGACGUCAUUGUCCGUUGUGGAACAGGCACCAGACAUCCGCACCGUGACGAUAUCCCCCCCAUUGUCGAGACAGUCCUCGACACCGAAUGCUCCGUCUCAGGGAAACAUCAAAAAGAAACGCAUGUCCCUUAACGAACUAGAGCAACUUCAAGGUGAUGACGUCGCGGACCAAGAGCCAACGACACCCAUCACACCCCUCGAGCGCCCGAGAAGCGAAUAUGGGAAUCCCAAUAAGAUCGCUCAGUUCUUCCCGGAGCUCACAUUGUCACCAUAG